UGCCUUGAUGAUGCCUAGUGGCACAUAGGCCAUCAACAAAGCUCCUCCAUCUUGGUCUGUUCUUUGCUAGCUCUUCCAGUUCCUUCCAGCAGUAUCCCAUCUGUCUCGCAUCAGCCAUUGCGUCUCGCUGCCAGGUGUUCUUUGGCCUUCCUUCAUUUCUUUUUCCGUGUGGAUUCCAAGUCAAGGCUUGCUAUGGUGAUGCUUGAGAUCGGCUUUCUUUGAGUGUGGCCGAUCCACCUCCAUUUGCGCUUCAGGAUUUCCUCCUCAAUUGGGUUUUCUUCAAAUCCACAGAGAUGUCUCUCCAUCCAUCGUCACGACUGUCGAUCGCAGCUUUGGUCGUCUUGACAUUCGCAGGAAUUGUACAUGUUGCUGGUGAGGUUCGCCUAGUGAAUAGUUCCGCCACUGUCCCAAAUGCUGGCAGGGUGGAAGUCUGGGACCCCGACACCUCUGAGUGGCUCGCCGUGUGCGCGAACGAUUGGGAUUUCGAUGCUGGUCAAGUAGUCUGCAAGGAGCUGGGUUAUCCUGGGACGACUUUGGUGAAGAUUCAAUCCGAGUAUGGAGACGGAGGACCGGGGAAGUCAAUCGGUGGCUUCGACUGUACUGGAGAUGAAGCAUAUUUGCUAAGCUGCACGAGUAAUGACCCAAACGAUGAACCGUGCGGUGCCAGCUACACAGCCGGAGUCGUAUGCGCAGCUCCUGGAUAUGAAGGUUGCAAGAUGGAAAUGAACGACAACAGCAGAAUCUUUAAGACGCUAACAUCCAUCACAGACAACACCGUUGAGAAAUGUAUUGAAUUCGCUAAAGCUCGGCAAGACGGAUCACCCAUACUUUACGCUGGGGUGUUGGGAGAAGAGUGCUCGUAUGGGCUGAAAAACCCGGAGAACAUCGCAAGCCUCCCAGCAGUUGAUGACUCUAUGUGCGACACUGCCUGCCCUGGAAAUCCCGAUCAGAGAUGUGGUGGAUCGGGACUUAUUUCAGUCUACAGUGUAAAUGGUGGAUUCUGUAGCGGUCCAGUUUUGUCCAACGGCGAGCAGGUCGUUCAGCCGACGCCUGAUUUUUUCUAUUUCGGAACCGUCGUCGACUUCACUUGCAACCCCGGGUUUGAGCUACAGGGGGCGCCCUCCGUGCAAUGCGUCAUGGGUUCUUCUGGGACUGCACAGGUCACGUGGAACAACUUUACACCCGAAUGCUUCGCCGCUGAUAUGACCACUAGCAAGGCUACAGCGCAUCCAGGCGGUAACGGAGCAGAGCCAGGAACAGCGCCACCAGGCGGUAAUGGAGUAGAUGCAGGGUUGGUUCUUGGCAUCUUAAAUACAGUGAUCUUGGUCACAAGCGCCAUCGCGAUCGGAAUCUACUGCUCCGUCAUCAGAUGCAGAAAAAGAGAGGGUUCCCCUGCCUUACCUGAUGGUCAUGCAAGGACUGGCUCUGUGGAAAAGAACAGCGGUGACGAGGACGACCAGAAACCGACUGCCAGCCCGCCGGGCCCUGAUCACGGGGUCGUGCAGCAGCAAGAGCUCCGUGAGUACAGCACGGUCAUCAUCGAUGAUGGCGAAUCCAGCACCGCUAGGGAUACUAGAACCAACUCACAGCCACAUCUGUAUGAACAGCCAACCGUGCGGAAAAAUUAAUGACCCCAGAUUAUGCAAACGUGAACAAAAAAAACAGAGAUUGCUGAUUGAUGGUACAGUUAUUGAAUUUGCUUUCAAAAUGUGACCAGCCGAUAAAUACACUCUUGUGACUUUAGAAAGAUUUAUGUCUUACUUACACGCAACAUGUAAAUAUUUUAUUCUCGUGGUAUAACAAUUACCUUUCUCUGUCAUUUAUCUCUUAUUAGCCAAGCAUUCAGACAACUUUUGAGCUUCCAUGUUAAAGGAAAUAUAGUCUUGGUCACAACACUGUACAACAUAUUUGUUUUUCUGUAUUGUUUUAUUAUUGUUAUUGCAUGUUCAUGUAGGCUACAUUAAUUUGUUUUCUCAUAUUGAAAGUUGGCACCGUUUAUUUUAUUGUAUCGAUAUCGUCAGCCUUUUUUUGUUUUUAUCAGUAAAGUAUAACAUAAAAUUCCAUGUUUUUAAAUUAUCAGAACGAAUAUUCGAUUUUGUAAAGCAAAGCUUCGAGUGAAUACAUCCGUAGUCUUGGUCCCAGACUGUUUUUUUAUUCCCCUAUUUUGCAGCCAGUCCCGUGACAAACGCGGUUAAGUUGCCGUGACAGUCAGUAGAGGUCUCUGUCGACAAGAUGAAUCAAAUCCAGUAUUGGCAAUAUUGGCAGCGCUACCCAAUUAUUCCGAGCAUACAGCUCACGCGCACGCAUUCACUUGUAUACAGCGCGCGUGAGGUAUGCUCGGACUUUCCUGGGUAGGGCUGCCAAUAUUGCCAAGACUUGACUUGAUUCAUUGGUAGCCAGCUCGAUUGUCACUGACCGGCUGUAUAAGGGGAAUAAAAAAAAGCCAGUCUUGAACCAAAGACUAUUAGUACAUCCCCAGAAGAUUCAAAACACAGAAUGCAAACUAACACCAAAUUUCAAAGUUCUUACAAUGAAAUCUUUUUAACACCCAUUUUUUUCCCUUAUGGUAAGAUCUUGCUGCACAAUACCAGAACGUGCUUGUUUCAGAUUUAUUUGCCAGUUCAUUUCUGUGUAAGUAAUUUAACAAAAAAAAUUUGAAUACAAUUGUAUAAAAUUUGAUUUGAUGAGUUGUUAAAUAAUUGCGUCUUCUUAUAAUAAGAAUAAUUUUUACCUUGCAGAUUAUUGCAAACAAUAGGCCUAAGUAUAAUCGCAAGUCAGACGGAGCCAAUUAUUAUGCAGACUGUCCGCUUGUAAUGGCUUGUAAUGUGUUAAUGGGUGUAUUAUCAUUAUUAUUAUUAUCAUUAUUAUAAUUCAUUAUUAUAAUUCAUUACUUUAAAAAGUUUACAUCGAAAAUGUAAGUGUAAUGCUGACAGCUUAUGGUGUCGGCCCAAUAAGGCGGUUUUAUGCGGAUCAAUACUAAUCAUGAUUAUUUUGAUUGGAACUCAAAGGGCAAGGCUCUGUGUGAAACAACGAAUAGUUUUAUUCGGACUGUUUCAUCAAAAUAUUGAUCAUUAAUGUAUUUUUGUUUUGAGUUAAAUGUUUAGCAUCGAACGGGUAAUGAAUUUUGUAUCUUGACUGAUGAUGAUUUAAUAUAGCCUAGGUUAGCUGGACGUCCGAAAAGAAUGUAGAAAAGAUUCAAAAAUGAUUCAAAGGACGCCUUGUGGAUCACGACGCGUUCGAUUUGUUAAAAAAUAUUUUGUAGUCUUAUAUCUUACUCAGAAAUUAUAACAUUAUUUUUUUUCAUUGAAAUAAUUUCUCAAUCGUGUUUCUAUACCGAUUGAAGACAAUUGGAAGUCCCGAUUUAAUGUGCUGCAAGGUGGUAGACAUUUUUGACAGUAAGACAUCUGUAUAGAUUAGUUGUAAUGCGUGUAAGCUGAUUUUCACGCGAAGGUUAAUGUAUGAUCAUGUAUAUGCGGCUGGAGAAAAUUGUAAUAAUAUCAAACAAAU
This is a messenger RNA of Patiria miniata (bat star), 3507 nucleotides long. Its product is annotated as deleted in malignant brain tumors 1 protein-like. The record is from RefSeq and is a predicted model, not a curated record. Bases 294 to 1628 code for a protein of 444 amino acids. The transcript is spliced from 10 exons. Gene Ontology annotation, cellular component: membrane. Lineage: Eukaryota; Metazoa; Echinodermata; Asteroidea; Valvatida; Asterinidae.